Filobasidium floriforme is the source of this 2291-nucleotide messenger RNA. RefSeq names its product nucleoside transporter-domain-containing protein. Gene Ontology annotation, cellular component: fungal-type vacuole membrane; plasma membrane. The coding region runs from base 288 to 2000 and encodes 570 amino acids. The transcript has 5 exons. Gene Ontology annotation, molecular function: nicotinamide riboside transmembrane transporter activity; nucleobase transmembrane transporter activity. The record is from RefSeq and is a predicted model, not a curated record. Gene Ontology annotation, biological process: nucleoside transmembrane transport. Lineage: Eukaryota; Fungi; Basidiomycota; Tremellomycetes; Filobasidiales; Filobasidiaceae.
UUGUUGAGGCCGCGAAGCGAUCUGGCGAUGUCACCCUGUGACAGUCGAAGAGUGAGACGGUAUUGAUGCUUUUGUUUUGCUCUCAUUUAUCCAUGUACUUUUGAAGUCUUGUAAAGCGUCACAGAUGUGUAGUUAUUUCGCGUACGUGAGGUGGCUACGAUCGCUGCGAAUCGCGCCAGCUCUCGGAAAGACAUCACAUUCGCAUAAGUUAUAAUACGAUAUCAGUUCUAACAGGAAGCUCACGCUCUAUGCAGAGUCAAAACGACACCUUCUGAUCUAGCCCUUAAAUGGAUUAUCGACGCCUCUCCUCUGAACGUCCUCCUGCACCUAGCCACGAUGAUCACGAACAGGGCGAUGAUCGCUUUGGCCGAGAGACUACCCCAUUGUCGUCGACCAUCUCCCGUCCGUCCAGCUCGAUCGCUCUCGAUGGUCUGCCCGUAAGGCACACGAGGAGGGAUGAUUGGAGUUUCUGGUUGCUGGGUGCGGUCAUCUUGUUGUCAUGGAACGUACUCAUUUGCACCUUGCCGUUAUUCCAAGCGCUAUUACCGCCAACUUCGGGACUCCGGCACACCCUUCCGAGUUAUAUCACGACGGUCUACACGUUGGGCAACUUUGUCUUUCUCGGCCUCGCACAACGAGGUGUCGGCAAGGUCUCGCAAUCGAAUCGCCUCAAGAAAUCGCUCUACGCCCUGCUCUUCCUGACGGUCCUUACUCCGCUCUUUCUAUCCACUCUCUUCCCAACGCUCUCUCCAGUACCCUUUUUCGUCCUCCUUAUCCUCCUUACCCUAUCCUUCUCCCUCUUGACGUCUUUCCUACAAUCGUCAAGUAUCGCCAUCGCCGCUCUGCAUGGGAGCAAGGAGAUGCUCUGCGUCAUGUCCGGUCAAGGAGGAGUCGCCGUGCUGAUCGCGAGCGUGCAGCUAUAUUUGGGGAUAGUUUCGGUCUGGGGAGGAGACGAGGGGAACCCAACACCGCCGGACGAACAUCUACAUACCAGCGUCGUUGCCGUGGGAGAAGGAUCUGGGGUCUCGAACGCUCAACUCAGCUCCGGGGUCGGAUUGUGGGCUAUCUCUACAGUCCCGAUCCUGAUGUGCAUCAUGGUCGGCAAACGGUUAUUGCACCUGGAUUCAACCUCAGCAACUUCAGGAUCACAGUCGAGGUACUCGUCGCAGGUUGGCAAAGCACGGGCGGAGAUCCACAACGAGGUGGACGAGACGCUGGAUUUCGAACAUCCGGGCAGAGACACCAUACGUACUUCGACACAUCCGAGCCGGAACGAAGGACAACCAACUAGAUCUGGGCCGAAUGCGUAUAACGAUGAAACUCCGCUUACCGAGAACGACGAAGAGGACAGCGAAAGGCAACUUCGAUUCGUGGCCGAGGAAGACGAGGAAGAACAUCUACGUCAUACCGCCGCCGCGAAAGGGUGGAGAGGAAUGAAGGGAAUGAUGUGGAAGAACAGGGUCGUAUACUUCAGCGUGGCCUGGGUCUUUGUCGUUACGCUUGCGGUAUUCCCUCCGAUCACAACAACCAUUCUUUCGGUACAUGACCCUGUGCCCAGAUUCCUUGUCCCUUCGAUCUUUCUGCCGCUGCAUUUCCUGGUUUUCAACCUCUCGGAUUACAUUGGCCGGACAUACCUUCCCGCUCGCCCUGGAUUCCUUAUCACGUCGCAUCGCAAACUGCUGCUCGCCUCGCUCGGCCGAACGCUCUUCAUUCCCCUCUUCCUACUCUGCAAUACCGGAUUUCGUCGAGUACCUCUGAUCAACUCAGAUCUCGUCUACCUGUUCAUCCUGUUCUGUUUCGGGGCAAGCAACGGUUACAUCUCUUCCUUGGGAAUGAUACUCGCCUCUUCUCCGUCGCUAAAUCCCAUGAUCAAGGAGUCGGAAAAGGACAUCUCGGGAUCGCUAGCUGGAUUUUGCUUGACGGCUGGGUUGGCAGUCGGAAGUAUGGCGAGUUUUUUGGUGAGGUGGAUUGUGCGAGGCGGCAACCCUUUCAUUGAUUAGUAGGCUCAAGUUGUAUUCAGACGGAGAAUGGGAUACAAUGCACAGCAUAACUCGCUAGAUGUCAGAUGCUUAAUCAACAAUCACUUGUAUCUGCUACGUGGUUUUACAGGAGAGCUAGAACAUGGGAAGGUCGUGUCGUUAUGAAAGGUCGUCUUGUUAUGUUCUUCGCGAUCGGUCGCGUCAAGGUCCUCAGUCCGAGCUUUGCUCGCCGGAUUCGUCGCCGUGCUUGCCGCCAAUCACCGCGUUAUUUGUCGACCUACUGAAGAGACUGAGGACCUUGGAAAAGUCCGC